This is a messenger RNA of Rotaria sp. Silwood2, 606 nucleotides long. Lineage: Eukaryota; Metazoa; Rotifera; Eurotatoria; Philodinida; Philodinidae. The record is from the annotation of a GenBank genome assembly.
AUGAAUUCAGACAAAAAACUAUCACUCGAAAAUGUGUUUACAAAACGAAUAAAUCCUCAAAUUGCAAAUGUAAAUUUUUCUUUACGUAAACAGAAAAUUCAAAACUAUAAUCCUUUUAUAAUACAAUUUCAAUCUAAAUCAACUUCAACCCAAAUAGAAAUAAUUCAAAAGAUUACAUAUGAAUGGAAAAAACUUAAUAAUGAAACACAAAAAAUCAAAAUAACAGGUCGCCAAGGUCACGAUGGGUUUCUUGUAUUUGCAAUAGACCAUCCGUCAUUCAAUAAUCUAAUAAUAGAGCAAUCGCCACAAACAAUUGGUAAUAUUCGAAUCAAUGUAAAACAAACUCCAAUAUUACCAUCUGAACAUUCACUUAUAAUACAUCGCGUCUUCAAGGAAUGGGAUAUCACGGAUAUACAAAACAACUUAAAAGAAAAAUAUCCAUAUUUUAGAAAAGCAACAAGAAUUAUGGGCAAAAAUGGAAUUCUAACGCAAAUGAUUAGAACAGAUUUUAGUACGUCAAAAUCAGUUCAACAAUUACUAAACGAAGAAUGUGUAUCAAUAGGUCAAAGUAUACAUCAAGUUAGAUCAUAUUUUGCUUCUGUAUGA